Molecule: messenger RNA, 275 nt
Organism: Suillus discolor
Lineage: Eukaryota; Fungi; Basidiomycota; Agaricomycetes; Boletales; Suillaceae
Exons: 2
Coding region: 21-224 (67 amino acids)
Source: RefSeq, a predicted model, not a curated record
GGAUCACCAAUGAUGCGUGGAUGACGACGGCUGAAUUUUUUGUCCUCGAGUGCGAGGCCAUUGAGGUGAUCCAUGGCUUGAUUGAACUGAUCCGAUUCAGCUGCGUGCUCGUCACAUACUUGUGGAGUACGCACCAACAACGACCGGUAAUUUUCACGUGGCUUCUUGCGAACAUCCUUUUCCUCAUCUGUGUCUGGGUCAAUUCCUCCAUGUUCAUCCUCUGAUGGCAUGCUCUCGUCGGUGCUCUGAUACACUAACUGGAACGCAUAAUCCCA